GUAGUGUAUCUUGGGAUUCUGCCGUUUCGAUCGACUUAGUAUCCUCUGCCCAACCUUUAAACUCUGACAACAAGUGGCCGAGGCCAUGGCAGCUCAGUUCAAAAACCUGCCGGACGGGCUCAGGUUGGCAACAGCGGCUCACGUGAAGUACGUCCAGAGUCUGGACACCCGCAAGGAUGAGUACGACUACUGGCUGACGGAGCACCUGCGCCUGAGCGGCAUUUACUGGGGCUUGGUCGCUCUCCAUCUACUCGGACAUCCUGAAGCGCUUCCCCGUGACGAAACGAUCGACUUCGUUCUCUCGUGCCAGCAUGAGAGCGGAGGAUUCGGGGCCGCGCCUGGCCACGACGCUCACAUGCUGUAUACAGUUAGUGCUGUGCAGAUUCUGGUGAUGAUUGACGCCUUGGAUGAGCUGGAGGCGCGCGGCAAGGGGAAAGCGCAAGUAGGCAAGUUCAUCGCGGAUCUCCAGAACCGCGAAAGCGGUACAUUUGCAGGUGAUGAGUGGGGCGAGGAGGACACCCGCUUCCUCUACGGUGCGUUGAACGCCCUGUCUCUCCUGGGUAUGAUGUCGCUCGUCGAUGUCGACAGAGCUGUCCAGCACAUCGUCGCCUGCACCAACUUCGACGGCGGCUACGGCGUGAGCCCUGGUGACGAGUCGCACUCCGGCCAGAUCUUCACGUGCGUAGCGGCGCUUGCCAUCGCAGGACGGCUAGACCUGGUCGAAACGGAUAAGCUCGGGAGAUGGCUCAGCGAGCGGCAGGUCGCGGGCGGUGGGCUGAACGGGAGGCCUGAGAAGGAUGAGGACGUCUGCUACAGUUGGUGGGUGCUGAGCAGUCUGGAGAUCAUCGGGCGGACGCACUGGAUCGACCGGCAGAGGCUCAUCACUUUCAUCCUCAAAUGUCAGGAUCAUGAACUGGGGGGUAUAUCGGAUCGGCCUGGAAACACGGUGGAUGUAUGGCACACGUGCUUCGGCAUGACGGGCCUGAGCCUGCUGGGUUAUCCGGGCACGGUGGCGGUUGAUCCGGUAUACUGCAUGCCUAAACCAACAAUUGACAGAGCGCUGGGGAGGAAGCCGUGAGGGGCACGUGGCGGACGAGGAAUUUGGGAUACCCGCGACACGUACAGCCUGACAGCGACCCUGCCGUCUUAACAAACACGCAUACCUCUUGUAAUCCAAUAAUCUGCUAAUCCGAUUUAUGACGGUAGCACGGGUACAAGGCGAGAGAAGAGUAAAUGGGUAGGCUUCUUUCCCGGGCUGCGCGGUCACCUUCUGCGAUUUGUCAUGAGCGAGCCAGCCUUCGAACACUUGACAAAAUAAUUGUUGAACUAGAGACUGGGCCGAUCACUUCUAACAAUGCACGAACUCUUGGGAACCAUCGGUCUCUGCGCCUCUAAGGGGGGAAAUCUUGGGAGACCCGACCUAAAUCUUGAUGUGGGUAGUUGUUCGGGUGGUGGGGCGAGCGUGCUUGUAAGACGUCUAGUCUAAUGCCCUUCGCGCAUUGGCU
Colletotrichum destructivum is the source of this 1505-nucleotide messenger RNA. Its product is annotated as Putative terpenoid cyclases/protein prenyltransferase alpha-alpha toroid. The transcript is spliced from 2 exons. Gene Ontology annotation, molecular function: Rab geranylgeranyltransferase activity. Lineage: Eukaryota; Fungi; Ascomycota; Sordariomycetes; Glomerellales; Glomerellaceae. Gene Ontology annotation, biological process: protein geranylgeranylation. Gene Ontology annotation, cellular component: Rab-protein geranylgeranyltransferase complex. The coding region runs from base 86 to 1078 and encodes 330 amino acids. The record is from RefSeq and is a predicted model, not a curated record.